Trichoderma citrinoviride is the source of this 924-nucleotide messenger RNA. Its product is annotated as NAD(P)-binding protein. The coding region runs from base 1 to 924 and encodes 307 amino acids. NCBI's taxonomy places the organism in Eukaryota, Fungi, Ascomycota, Sordariomycetes, Hypocreales, Hypocreaceae. The record is from RefSeq and is a predicted model, not a curated record. The transcript is spliced from 2 exons.
AUGUCGCGCUCCCUGCUCAUCACCGGCGCCACAGGCAGACAAGGCGGCGCCGCCAUCCGAUCCCUCCUCUCCCGAAACGCAGACUUCAGACUCCUCGCCGUCACACGAGACAAAACCUCCAACGCAGCCCAGAAGCUCGCCAGCUUAUCCCCCAAGGUCACCCUCCUCCAGGGCGAUCUCAACAAGACAGACGCCCUGUUCGACCACGCGAGAGACGUCACCGGCUCGUCUCCAUGGGGAGUCUUUAGCGUUCAGGCCCUCAGACCCGGCGCAAAAGGCCCAGCCAUCGAACAAGCCCAAGGCACGUCCCUCAUCGACUCCGCCCUCAAAGCCGGCGUGCGGCACUUCGUCUACUCCUCCGUCGACCGCCACGGCGAAAAGUCCUUUUCCAACCCAACCGACAUCCCGCACUUCAUCAGCAAGCACAACAUCGAGCACCACCUCGUCAACUCCACAAGAUCAAACAACACCGCAAUGUCCUGGACCAUCCUCAGACCAGUGGCCUUCAUGGAGAACCUCGACGGCGGCUUCUUCGGCAAGCUGUUCGCCACAGCCAUCAAGGCGAAGCUCUCCCAGCAGAAGAAGCCUCUCCAGCUCGUGGCCACGGAGGACAUUGGCGAGGUCGCGGCGGAAGCGUUCCUUCGUUCGGAGGAGUACAAUGGGAAAGCCAUUUCGAUCGCUGGGGACGAGGUCACUUUUCAGCAGUUGUCGGACAUUUUCCGCGAAAAGACUGGAUCUCCUGUGCCCGUUACUUGGGAUUUCAUGGCGAGUCUGGUCUUGGCCGCGUCCAAGGAGAUGAGCACCAUGUUUUCCUUCUUUGAAAAUGAGGGUUACGGUGCAGAUAUCGCGGCGCUGAGGAGGCAGUAUCCGCAGCUGAAAGAUUUGAGGACAUGGCUGGAGACUAGUCCGUACAUGAAGAAGUGA